Meyerozyma guilliermondii ATCC 6260 is the source of this 522-nucleotide messenger RNA. RefSeq lists its product as uncharacterized. The record is from RefSeq and is a predicted model, not a curated record. The transcript has a single exon. Lineage: Eukaryota; Fungi; Ascomycota; Pichiomycetes; Serinales; Debaryomycetaceae. The annotation marks the transcript as partial. Gene Ontology annotation, cellular component: intracellular anatomical structure. Gene Ontology annotation, molecular function: FAD binding; oxygen binding; nitric oxide dioxygenase [NAD(P)H] activity. Gene Ontology annotation, biological process: nitric oxide catabolic process; cellular response to nitrosative stress.
AUGGAAAAUAUGUUGGGAGAAUUAGCGACACCUGAAUUUCUUCAAGCAUGGGCAACUGCCUAUGGAAACUUGGCUCGGUUGUUGAUCAACGCCGAGGAUACUUGUUACCAGAAACAACCUUGGAACGGGUUCAAGGAAUUCACCAUUGAAAAAAUACAAAAUGAAGCAAGCGAUGUGAAAUCAGUCUAUUUUUCACCAACCGAUAAAAGUGCAAUUGCAACUCCUCAGAGAGGUCAGUAUGUCUGUAUUCGUUGGAAACUUCCAGGGCUGGAGUUUGAAAAGAGUAGAGAGUAUUCUCUUUCUGAAUUUCCAACAGAAAACCCUUAUCGAAUUUCCGUCCGCAAGCUUGAAGGUGGACAGAUUUCCAGCCAUAUUCAUGAACAACUUAAAGUCGGUGAUAAAAUCAGAGUAGCUUCACCAGGUGGUAGCUUUACUUAUCAUGAAAAUGACCCAAGUGUGGAAAUGUUGGUUUACGUUGGAGGCAUUGGAAUUACACCACUUGUCAGUAUUAUUGAGCAAGCU